GGGGGUUCCUAAACCUCACUUUGUAAUCGAAAAAGAAAAAACAAACCCCUAAACCUCUUUCGUCUCAGAUAGUUUCGUCUUGUUCCUAAGCGGGUUAUCCUCCAGACCACCACGUUGCUUCUUGUGUGUUCCUUGCACUUGUCCAGUUCUCCAUCGUCAUCAGAUCUGCAAUUUUCAGAAAGCUAAUGGCUCGGAGGCUCCGUUCCUUUAUUUCCCUCAAUUCUUAUCUUUGCAAAGUCCAAAUGCAGCCUUCACUGCUGCUUCCAAGAUUAGAAUACCCAUCUGAUUCUGCUGCUCCCUGUGGGUUAUCUCCAAGUUUUCAAGCUUCACGAUCAUAUGCUCGUGGUGAUCGUAAAUAUUAUGAUCUUUUUGGCAAUGGAAAACCUGGUGACAAGGAUUUCAGGAAAGCCUGGAAGAAAGAAAUUAAGGAAGACGAUUGUUUAUGGACAGGUAGUGAAGAUGAGAAAGAUGAUGGAAAGGAUAAAAGGGGUCAUCUGGAAGAAGAGAUCCAAAAAGUUAAACAGCAGGCAAGGGAGCACUCUGACCUGAUCGAUGCCGAUGAUAGUGAUGAGUUGACAAGUGUUUGGUCUGGAAGUGAUGAGGAGAAGUCUCUGUGGACUGGUAGUGAAGGUGAUGAUGACGAUGAUAUUCCUACUGAAGCCUACCCAAAUGAGAGCAGUGACAAAUACAUAGAUAAGCUGUUUGAAUUUGAGGAAACAUCAAAGUAUCGGACAAUCUCAGAAUUAUUAAAAGCAGAACAAGAACCAGAGGAGCUUUCACCUGGAAAGCAAGCCAGGAAAAUUGCAGUUGAGAAUGCAUUGAAAAAGUUGAAGAAAGGGCCAGACGGGAGAUAUGUUAAUGUAUGGGAAGUCAUGAGUGACCUAGAUAUUCUAAUAGGAGCAUUUGAAAAUAUAGUUUCAGGACCAGAAUAUGCAGAGCUGAGGCAUGGGGGGCCUAAGAAAUUAAAUAUGCAGUUCUUCAAGGAUAUACAAGCACGCAUGAGAGAUCCAAAUUAUAAGUUCUCGCCUGAGUUGAAGCUGAAACCGAAGAGCAAACUAGUUCCGAAAAAGAAAUGGCAGAAGACACAGUCUAGGCGGAGGAAAGCACAAAAGCGCUAAAUAGUUGAAUUUUAAAACGAAUGUGUAAGUUCUUGUAUUUAUUUUUGUUUUUUGAUUGAAUGCUUGUUGUAGUUAGGGAGGACAGAGAUUCCUUCAAAUAGAACCCAAAAAUAAAUAUAGAUCAAAGCUUUCAAGGCAUUUAA
Molecule: messenger RNA, 1261 nt
Organism: Rosa rugosa (rugosa rose)
Lineage: Eukaryota; Viridiplantae; Streptophyta; Magnoliopsida; Rosales; Rosaceae
Exons: 3
Coding region: 186-1118 (310 amino acids)
Source: RefSeq, a predicted model, not a curated record